Ilex paraguariensis (yerba mate) is the source of this 834-nucleotide messenger RNA. NCBI's taxonomy places the organism in Eukaryota, Viridiplantae, Streptophyta, Magnoliopsida, Aquifoliales, Aquifoliaceae. The record is from the annotation of a GenBank genome assembly.
AUGAAGCAAAACAUCAAGAAACUCGAGAUGACAAGAUGGCAAUCCAAGGGUUCACCCAAAAAAAUUGUCCAAAUGAUGAAGAAUGAAAAGUUAUUUGAGUCUCAAGGUGGCCCUAUCAUCCUCUCCCUGAUACAGCCUUUGGGAGUUUACAAUUUCGAUCCAAGAAUUGCUAUAAUAUGUAAAUUUAUAUUUGUGAAGAUUGAGAAUGAGUAUGGGCCAAAAAGCAAGGCAUACGGUGUAGCUGGUUAUGUCUACAUGACUUGGGCUGGAAAAAUGGCUACUGAAUUGGAUACUGAGGUCCCAUGGCUUAUGUGCAAGGAGGACAAUGCCCCAAAUCCUGUGGGAAUUACACAAGUAAUGGUUUCCUUAAAGUGGCUUGCAAUGGGGGCUUGAAUCAGAUGCGUGCUGCAGUUUGUAUGUUAUUUUUGCUCUCUUUUGUGAGGUUUUCUUAUAUUUACAUUGACGUACCCUGUUUGGCAUUUCAGAUUUGUUACAUGGUCAUAGUUUCUCAGCCUUUAAAUCUUACUUUGGUUGUUCCAGACCUGGAUAAGAGAUCCUUCUGGGCUAAUCCUAGGUAUAAUUAUUGUUAAAUAGUGACUUUCUCUCGGCCUUUAUUCACUUAUUCACUUUCUCUCGGUGCUGAGCAUAUUUUGCAUUGAAUGUUACUGGGAAUAUUUGGAUUGCAGUGCUUGAUAAUCAUAAUAUCAUAUUGAAAAUGUUGAUUUAGAAGUUUCUAAUUGUAUGCUAUCAAAUGUUGGCCGCUCUUUUUAGGAAUUUGUCAACACAGAGCUGUAUGCACGUGUAUCUGUUGCUGUACUGUAACUUUGUAAUUAA